AUAUAAAAUCGGAAUAUGAAUAUUGCCUUAUUAAAUACCCUCUCCUUCAUUAAUCUGCUUUAUAAAUAUCAAUCUUGAUUUAAUAUUUAGUUAAUAAUGAAAUGAUUUCACGAUUAUAUAUCUCGCGAUGAUUUUAUAUAUAAGAUUCAAAUAUGAAUACCGUUCAUAAACGAACGUGGUCAGCUGUGUAACUGGUGAUCGAGAAUAGGAGUCCCUUUAUUAUAAGGAAUUACAUUUAGUAGCUCUUUUCUCGUGUACAUGAGUUUAGUACAUUAGUUAUAUCGUAACAUGGCGUCAGCGAGAGUGUUAAAUCAUCUUUUCCAAAAAAGGCUUCUGAUCACACAUAUGCCAAAUACAUCAUAUUGUUUUAGUAUUGUCCCCAGCAUUAAAAACAGUGCUUGCUACUCGACAAAGAAAUCUGUGACCAAGGUCGACUCCAACGAAACUGGCAAUCAGGUACAAGUUGGCACUGCACAAGUAGUUAAAGAAAACGUGAAAUCUGCUGGCUAUCUUGGAGUGAUAAUAGGUGGCAUAGGGAUUACCGCAUUCAUUUUGUACACCUUAUUUUCAGAGUUGUUCUCUAGUAAAAGUCCAUAUGGUGUCUACAGUGAUGCUCGCGUUCGUUGCAUUGAACAUCCAAAGGUCAUGGAUAUUCUUGGAGCACCUGUAAAGGCUUUUGGAGAAGAAACUCGACGUGGACGUAGAAGACACAUUACUCAUAUAUAUUACAUCAAGGAUGGGAUCAAAUACAUGAGAAUAAGAUUUUAUGUGCAAGGAACGAGAAGACAGGGAACGGUGUAUGCAGAAGUGAAGGAGAACGCGUCUGGCGGUUACGAAUAUUCAUACUUAUACGUUACGGUGAAUCAUGUUGGAACGAUUGUGAUUGAGGACAAUCAAGACACUGCAAAAUCGCAGAAAGAUCGUGAAUCCAUACUAGAUUAUGACUUCUUAGUGGAUAAUCAAUACAAUUAAAUGUACAAUAUAUUGAAAUGUAAAUAGCGCUACUGUAUUAAAAUGUAUACAAUAAAAUUUGAUAUAAAAUAUA
This is a messenger RNA of Monomorium pharaonis (pharaoh ant), 1045 nucleotides long. RefSeq names its product mitochondrial import inner membrane translocase subunit Tim21. The record is from RefSeq and is a predicted model, not a curated record. The coding region runs from base 289 to 972 and encodes 227 amino acids. NCBI's taxonomy places the organism in Eukaryota, Metazoa, Arthropoda, Insecta, Hymenoptera, Formicidae. Gene Ontology annotation, cellular component: TIM23 mitochondrial import inner membrane translocase complex. The transcript has 5 exons. Gene Ontology annotation, biological process: protein import into mitochondrial matrix.